UGGUUCACUGCCAGUCAUCCCACAGUCAUCAAAUUUAAAGCAUUACACGCCCAAUGAUCUGAAUAUAGCUACCAGCAACUUCCAUCCUAACAGUAAAGUCGGCCAUGUUGUUUCUGGUCCUAUUUACAACGGCUUGGUUGAUGAGAACACUGCAGCAAAACUGGGUACUGAAGUUCGGGGUAUUGCAGUAAAGGUGAUGACAGAUCGCAAUGAUGCCAACUGUAACGAGCAGUACUGGCUGAAUGAAAUCAAUAUUCUGGGGAGACUUUGUCAUCCUAAUCUUGUGAAAUUGAUAGGCUACUGCUUAAAGAAGAAGCAUCGACUUCUUGUAUAUCAUGGCUUCAUGCCUCAGAGAAGCUUAAGAGACUAUUUAUCUAAGAGGGUUUCUUACUUUCAACCACUCUCCUGGAAUCUUCGUCUAAGUAUUGCUCUUGGUGCAGCAAAGGCUCUUGCAUAUCUUCACAGUCCAGAAGCAUAUGUUGUUCACGGUGAUAUCCACACAGGAAAUAUACUAAUUGAUUCCAAAUUUAACGCAAAGCUCUCAGGUUUUGAGUUUGCAAAAGACGGACCAGAACCUGAAAGAACCCAUGUCUCUGCUACAACUAUUCGGGGAACAAAUAGUUACAUGGCUCCAGAAUAUGUUGAAACAGGUCAUCAAUCAAUGAAAAGCGAUAUAUUCAGCUUUGGAGGUGUUCUGGUGGAAAUUUUGACAGGAAAAUCUGUAUUCGAGAUUCUUAAACACGAACAUGAUCCUGUUACCAAUGUGAGUGACGCUGAUCAUACGAGCAAGCAGGCCCUUCUAACAGGGCAACAUGACCUGUACAUUACCAGUGAGUUUCAAAUUAUGGAUGUCAUAGAUGCAGACAUCCAAGGUCAAUAUACAGUGGAUGCAGCACUGAGAGUUUCUUCCCUCACUCUUAAAUGCCUUUCUCUGAAUCCAAAAUCAAGACCUGAUGCAAACCAAGUUGUAAAUGUACUAGAGCAACUCUAAGAUUCGGAAAACUGUGAAGAAUAUCACAAGGGAAGUCCUCUGAUAGGCCUCAAGAGUUGAAAUUUUAUGAAGAGCUGUAUAGAAGUUGCAUUAAAAUUUUGGGAGAUUGCCACUUUUACAAAAAAGAAAAU
Messenger RNA from Daucus carota subsp. sativus, 1122 nucleotides. RefSeq names its product probable serine/threonine-protein kinase PBL11. Gene Ontology annotation, molecular function: ATP binding; protein kinase activity. Gene Ontology annotation, biological process: protein phosphorylation. The transcript is spliced from 5 exons. NCBI's taxonomy places the organism in Eukaryota, Viridiplantae, Streptophyta, Magnoliopsida, Apiales, Apiaceae. Bases 197 to 991 code for a protein of 264 amino acids. The record is from RefSeq and is a predicted model, not a curated record.